UGUUGUAGACUUGUAGUAGUUGUUGUUAGCUCUUGCUUUUGGAAAGAAAAGAAAGAAGUACAAAGCAGCAGAACAGAGUGUGUCUGUCUCCAUCUGUAUCCACUUUGGAACCAUCUCUUCUUUUUUUCACUCACCACACCCAUCUUCCGCUUUUCUCACACUUCAACUUUAUUUGCCUCUGAUCGCCAAAGGGCAUGUUUCAAUUCUCAGAAUUACCCUCAUUCUUAUCAAAGUUCAUGCCUUUGUCUUGCUCUAUUGUUUCAAUUUUCAGCUUUGGAGGCUUGUGUGUCUGAAGGCAUUGGAAAAAGGUGCUGAAAAUUGAAAGCUGAUUCUUUUGAAGAAAUGGGUUGGUCUAAUUCGGAGUUGAAUUCGCAAAUUUUAAUCUUGUCUAUGCUGAUUUUCACUGCAAGUUUCUGUGUUGGGGACACUGACCCACUUGAUGUUGCGGCAAUCAAUAGUUUGUACGUGGCUCUUGGCUCACCACUCCUUGAGGGAUGGAAAGCCACAGGAGGAGAUCCUUGUUUGGAGCAAUGGGAAGGUGUGAGUUGUGUCUUCUCCAACAUUACUGCAUUACGGCUGGGAGGCAUGGAUUUAAGUGGAAAGCUGGGAACUAAUUUGGAUUUCCCAUCCAUCAUAGAAAUGGAUCUUAGCAACAACCAGAUUGGAGGGACCAUUCCAUUCACUUUGCCCCCUACUUUGAGGAACUUGUCACUAUCAUCAAAUCAGUUAAAUGGAAGCAUUCCAGAUGCCUUAUCCUUGUUAACUCAAUUGUCAGACUUGUCAUUAAAAGAUAACCAUCUGAAUGGACAAAUCCCAAAUGCAUUUCUAGAACUCACUGGUUUGAUGAAUUUGGAUCUGUCUGGCAACAACUUGAGUGGUAAGCUGCCGCCCUCAAUGGGAAAUUUGUCUUCUCUUAUCACACUAAACUUGCAGAACAAUCAACUUUCUGGGACCCUUUUUGUUUUGCAGGACCUCCCUCUUCAGGAUCUGAACAUAGAGAACAAUAUAUUCUCUGGGCCAAUUCCCCCAGAGUUGUUGAGUAUCCCUAAUUUCAGAAAAGAUGGAAAUCCAUUUAAUACUACUAUCAUUCCAUCACCUCCAGCUGCUUUCCCAGCACCUGCUGCUAUGGCUCCUUCCCCAGAAAAAUCACCUUGGAAAAUGGCACAUAAUCCCUCUGAUACCAUAAAAGCACCAAUACCUGCAAUUGCUGGGAGAUCUUUCAAAACUACAAAAUUAGUUUGGAUUGUUGGUGCAGGCUUUUUGAUAUUUAUUGCAUUAGGAGUCUGUCUUCUAAUGCUGUGGUGCUUUAAGAGAAGACAGGAAAACAAGAAAUAUAAGAAACACAACACGAAUAUGUAUACAAGAUCUUUGCAUAAACGUACAUGCAGUAACUCCCCUUUUGAAGCAACUAAUGAUGAGGAGAAAGAAUGCAAUAACAUUUAUGAAUUAAACAAUACAGAAUGGAGUUCCAAACUUCCACCCCUGCAGCCAGCACCACCACAUCAUAUCCCAAUCAUUCCUGGAGAGAAUUUAAUAAUCAAUCCAGCUAUAUCUACCCAAGCAGCUGAAAGACAAAUUGUCACAAAUUCCAUUAAAGUUUAUACUGUUGCAUCACUUCAGCAGUACACAAAUAGUUUUUCCCAAGAAAAUUAUAUUGGGGAAGGCAUGCUUGGCCCUGUUUACAGGGCUGAACUCCCUGAUGGAAAGUUACUGGCAGUUAGGAAGAUGAAUACUACUGCUUCUAUGGGGCAAAAUCAUGAACAGUUUCUUCAAUUAGUUUUCAGUAUCUCCAAAAUUCAACAUGCUAAUAUUGUUAAGCUUAUGGGCUACUGUGCUGAGUAUAGUCAACGACUACUUGUACAUGAGUAUUGCAAUAAUGGUACCCUACAUGAAGCAUUGCAUACAGAUGAUAAACUUCAGAUUAAACUUUCAUGGGAUGAUCGCAUUCAGGUGUCACUUGGAGCUGCAAGAGCUUUGGAGUACUUGCAUGAGCACUGUCAACCACCUAUUGUGCACCGAAACUUUAGGUCUGCUAAUAUACUCCUCAAUGACAAAUUGGAAGUGCUUGUCUCUGAUUGUGGAUUAGGUUCUUUACUAUCUUCAGGCUCUGCUAGUCAGUUGUUGGGACGCCACCUCACAGCUAAUGGUUACAGUGCUCCAGAAUUUGAGUAUGGAAGUUAUACAUUGCAAAGUGAUGUCUUUAGCUUUGGAGUUGUAAUGCUAGAACUCCUCACUGGACGAAAAUCCUUUGACAGCUCACGGCCUCGUGUAGAGCAAUUUUUGAUGAGAUGGGCAAUCCCUCAACUCCAUGACAUAGAUGCAUUGUCAAAAAUGGUUGACCCCUCCUUGAAUGGAGAAUAUCCUAAGAAAUCCUUGUCGCGUUUUGCAGACAUUAUUUCUUCAUGUAUUCAGAAUGAACCUGAAUUUCGACCAGCAAUGUCAGAAAUUGUUCAGGAUCUUUUGCGAAUGAUGUAGAGGGCCGUGUAGCUGUUAAUGGGGUGAUGAACAGCCUCAGCCAGUAAAAGAAGCUAUGGUUACCAAAUUUUCUGGAUGUUACAUUUUCAUUCUUUUAUUUUUUCAGUGACAUCAAUCUUCCAUUAUGUGUGAUUAUGCUUAUUAAUGUGAUUUUAUUGAGUUUGUAUAGUGUUAUGUACACAGACACAAACACAACGCAGAUGAUUCAGCGGGAUGCUGACAUAUGAAUAAUGGCGAUCCAGAAAAUUUAUUUAGUGGAGAGAAAAAAUAAUUCAUGAUA
Glycine soja is the source of this 2755-nucleotide messenger RNA. Its product is annotated as protein STRUBBELIG-RECEPTOR FAMILY 3-like. The transcript is spliced from 16 exons. Gene Ontology annotation, molecular function: protein binding; ATP binding; protein kinase activity. Gene Ontology annotation, biological process: protein phosphorylation. The record is from RefSeq and is a predicted model, not a curated record. NCBI's taxonomy places the organism in Eukaryota, Viridiplantae, Streptophyta, Magnoliopsida, Fabales, Fabaceae. The coding region runs from base 343 to 2475 and encodes 710 amino acids.